Molecule: messenger RNA, 1186 nt
Organism: Spodoptera littoralis (African cotton leafworm)
Lineage: Eukaryota; Metazoa; Arthropoda; Insecta; Lepidoptera; Noctuidae
Source: the annotation of a GenBank genome assembly
AUGUUCAACAUGAUGGUUCGAGUGUUAAUAUUUUGUACCUGUUUUGCACUCAUCAAAGCAGAAGAAAGUAAUACAAUUUAUAUGGAAAUUAAUACGAAGCAUGAUUGUUCCGUUGCUCCAUCAUACGAGUUGAUAGCAGGACCGCAAUGUUUUGUGAAACUUACAACGCCCUAUGUGCUGAGUUCAGGCAGAUUGGAUGUGAACAAUGGACGUCACUAUUUUACUGUUUCGGAUAGAAUAGAGUUCCAUGGCAAUAUGUCACGUAACUUUACAAUCUUGAAUUUACAUCGUGUUUACACUUUUAUUAUCAAUUUGGAACAUGACUUAAACGGAGACUGGAAAUUUUUCUUUACUUGUUUUGAUGGGCUGGAUAUGACGUACAAAAUUUGUUCAAAGUCCAAUAAGACUGACAACAAAUAUUCCUGUUUCUGUAAAACUAACGUCACUAUCAAAGAACAAGAGAUGCUUCAUUCCAGUGCAGCCGUAUCUGUAACACCUCAUGACGAUACAAAUCUAUUACCAAUAGUUGUCGGGUUAUUUGGAAUUUGGAAUAAUAGUGAUAUGUCAAACACUAUAUAUUGUUUAUAUUAAACGCCAGAAGUUUGUAGGUCGAUACAGAGACAUAUCGGCACGACCACCGCAGCCUCUACCUCUUGACAUAUACGACAAAGUAGAAGAUCAGCAUGAGCAGGGUUUCAUGAACAAAGCUUUUAACAUAGCUGAUGACGGGACUAUCCCUAAAGUUGCAAGGAAGGCACCACAAUUGCCUUCUCAUCGUUGCCAUUGCAAACCACUUAGGCAUGAGACUUGUACCAUUGUAGAUGAAAGGAAUGCUCCUAAUGUUAUUAGAAAACCAGCAAAAGCGCUCCCUAUGAUGUCUUUAGGGCAAGCUCACAACGUGGCCGAUAAAAGGACAGCUCCUAAUGUUGCUAAGAAGCAAUGUCAAGUACUGUUGCCGUUAUCAUCACCGAAGGUUAAGCAAAUACGAGGUUUAAAAUCAACUCAUAUGAACCAGUGUAGCUGUUCUCGUCCACGGCUACGCCCACCUUCACGACCACGACCACAACGACGGUCAAAAACUGGCACCCCUACAAAUAUGCAAGAAUUAAUAACAUUAAAUAAUCGAGUGACAUGGGCAGAAGAUUGGGAAUACGAACAGUUGGCGCCGAUGCAAAAAUAUUUAUAA